Seminavis robusta is the source of this 6498-nucleotide messenger RNA. The record is from the annotation of a GenBank genome assembly. Lineage: Eukaryota; Bacillariophyta; Bacillariophyceae; Naviculales; Naviculaceae.
UUCACUUUCUAGGUUUUCAUCUUUUCAACCCCGAGAGGUCAGUGGUGGCAGGCACGACCGCAAUAGACAACAACAACAAAGAACAAAGAAGCAAUCAGGUGACCGGCAGCAAACCCCUUGCCGCACUCGUGCUUUCGACAGCAUCAGCGUUCCGAUCUGAUAGCAACCCUCUCUCUGUUGGUUCGAGUAUACCGUUUUAGCUGAUGAACGUCUGAGGCUUGACAAAGCUGAAUCAGAACCACCGACUAAUUCAACAAGUUCUCUAUAGAAGUGGUAUACCAAUAUACAUCAAUAGAAGAGACACCAGAACAGAAACGCACACUACCCAAGGAAGAUAGAACACCCCGACCAACAAGACAAGAAAGAUGGCGUUAUCUCGCGCAAGACCUGUGAACUAGCUCGCUACAUUACCUAUUUGUCAAAAUGAAGAGAGGCCGUCAGCUUCCCGUCAACUUCCUCCCUCCUCGGCUGUCCCUGUUACAUGUACUAUUCUUCAGUGUCAUUCUCAUCAUUCAUACCCCCGUGAGGACCAAGGCCCAAGCAGCUCUGACGACCCAACGAUGUUCCAUCUACUUGGCUGCUUCGGAUGUAAACCGCGAUGACAGUCUGAAUAAGGAACCGGAAUAUACUCGCUUUGUGUCAGUCCUUACGGGCUCGAGUUAUGCUACCUACGCCGCCAUGCCAGCAACGUAUCAGGCACUCUACGACAAGUAUGCAGCAACAUCCCCCACUGGCCAAAUCUCUGUGGUCGGAGCCAGACCAGGAGUCACGGCCACACCCGAACAAUCUGCUGCCUUGACGACUCUUUGUACCGAAAUGAUUGCCACUGUCAAUGCCAAUACACCCUCGCCGGCUCCUGUCAUUACGACACCUCCAGGCACUACCACAGGUGGUACUACCACUCCUGCCGUACCCGUCGCCAUACCCUUUCCCACCUGUCGCAUCAGCAUGGCCGUGUCAGAUCUCAAUCGAGAUAACCGAUUGUCGCAAACGGAAUACAUUACCUUUCUCAAUCGACUAUCGGGAAACCGACUCGGCUUUACCACCUUUGCCGCUCUGCCAGCCGCUCUACAAACGGUAUACACGCGUCUCACCGGUGGGACCACCGAAAUACCCAUUGAUGGAGCCAGUCCAGCUAGUUUCGCGUCCGCCACCAGUGUCCAGAAGGCACAUUUGGAAACCAUUUGUCAAGAAGUGCAAGUCGCCAUGGCGGGCGAGGAAGGAGAAACGAUAUCUCCCGCCGAAACAGCGGCUCCAGGAGUCACAACUCCCGCUCCAGCACCUGGAGCCUUGACGUUUCCACAAUGUCGGAUUAGCAUGGCCAUUGCCGAUACCAGUCGAGAUGGACAAAUGGACACUACUGAAUACGUUAGUUUUCUCAAUCGAUUGACCCGCAAUGCCUUUCUCAAUGUCCCUUUUACCAGUUUGCCCCCCGCACUCCAAACCAAUUUCAAUACACUGGCUGCUCCCACGACCACAAUCGAUAUUGCUGGAGCACAACCGGCACAAUUCAAUACGGCCACCGAUGCUCAAAAGGCAACACUGCAAAAAAUUUGUGACGAUACCCAAGUCAUUACCGCCAGUGCCGUGGCCGUCACGCUGGCACCCGUCACCACCACCCCCCUUGUCACGACGGCGCCUGGUACCGUGACACUCAUUCCGUUCUUGGCAUGUCGUGCACGAAUGGCCGUGGCCGAUACCAACAAGGACACGUUGCUCUCGCAAGAAGAAUUUAGUAGUUUUGCCAAUCGAUUGGUACCCACCGUGUCCUAUCCCAGCUUUGCCAGUUUGCCACCGGCCGUACAAUCCACCUACACUGCUCUGGCCACGACAGGAGGACAAGUCAAUAUCUUUGGAUCCAUUCCGUCGCAACAAACCGAUGCCGCACAGUUGGGAUUCUUGGAAAAGGUCUGUACCGACACACAGGUGGCUCUGUCGGGAGGGGCACCGGCCACGGUUGUGCCAUCCACGGUGUUCCCUGUCGUGACGGUGCCACCAUUGACGACUCCGCCAUUGACCAUUCCGCCAUUGACGCCAGUACCAGCACCCGCGACGAUACCGCCCGUGCCCAUCGUCAAUGUUCCAACCUAUCAACCUGUGGCGAUCAUCCCCUGUGGGGGUUUCUUGCGAGAAUCCGAUGUACAGCCCAGAGACGGUCGUAUGUCGCAGAGUGAAUACAUUAUUUUUAUUGCUGGAUUGACGGGACGGUAUGACUGGAUAGGCGCCACGGGAACCACCACGGACACCUACAAUAGUUUGCCGCAGAAUUUGAAAAUCAAUUUUGCGAGAUUCUCCGUAGAUGGUCAAGGCGAAUAUUGGGACAUUUCAGGGGCCAAUCCCGACCCGGCCAAUCCGGCAUCACAGAGUCAAUCGACCCUCUUGUCCGAAGCUUGCACCGGCACAGUGGAUGCUAUCAAUGCGGCUGUUAUCGAAGCCGCUACGCCGCCACCCACCAUCCCGCCCAAAGUGUACACUCCAUUGGGGAUUUGCAAGAGCCACGCUGAUUUGGCGGAUGUGGACAAAGAUUCACAACUGACGGAGGCGGAAUAUGUCACCUUUGUCGAUCACAUGGCACCCAGCCCGGUUGGGCCCAAUGGGUUGCCGGCUACGACCUUUGCAGCCUUGCCGAUCGAAGUGCAAAAUGCGUACUUGGCAUUGGCACAACAGACCCCCAACACGGCCACCAUUGGCAUUGCGGGGGCGGCCACGCCGGCCACUCCCGCACUGGAUGCCCUCAUGCUGCAAGUGUGUGCAACGACUGAUGAUGCCAUUUACCAGGCACUGUACGGGAACACUAUUGCACCGAAUCUCCUGCCAACACCGAUGCCAACACCACGACCAACAGUGGCGCUGCCCGAUUGCAAGGAUGACAUGGCGGUGGUGGAUCUCUCUGGUGACUUUUUCUUGUUGCACAAUGAAUACGUAGCCUUCUUGAAUCGGAUUGGCAACAACGCCUUUGCCGGUGUGCUCUACGAUCAGUUGCACCCCGUUUUGCAAGUCAACUUUGUCAAGUUGGCCGCUGUCGAUAAUCCCAGCCCAAAUUUCCCCGACCGAGUCCAUAGUGCCGAUGCAAUUGACAUCUUGGGAGCCAAGCCAUUACAGAAUCUUGUUGUAACCGAGGAGCAGCUUCAAUUUCUGCAGAUUAUAUGUUUGAAUACCACCUAUGCAAUCCAAGAUGCCCUGCGGCCACCAACGUUGGCGCCUACGCUCCAUCCUACGAUAUCACCGAAACCAAGUAUAGCCCCUGAUCCUACGGCAGCCCCAACUGCCUUUGAUGGAAUCGUCGAGAUUUACUCUUCGUUUAUCAUCUACAACAGGGUUGGCAUCUUGGCAGAAACCUUGGACAUUCCAAACGACAAAUUCCGCAGACAGCUGGAUUUAGUUUAUGCCGUCUUUUGCGAAAACGUGGUCAUCGAAAACCCGUGGACACCGACUGUGGUGCCUGGCAGGAGAGGACUACGUGGCAAUCGCCCAGGAGAUGAAGAAGAAGACGGGUAUCACAACGAGCGUCGUGAGCUGAUCGAGUAUUCAAAGGCAGAGAUUUUGGAUGUGGAGUUUCGGGACUGCCCCCCACAAUUCGACGAAAACCUCCGCAAAGAAGAUUGCCAAACGGCCUACGGAAGAUAUAGCGUGACUGCCGUAGACAGCAUCUAUCGGUUCGAAGUGGAAGCAUUCUACACUGCCCUUACACAAACCUUGAUCCAGAGCGGGGGACUGCAAGCAGAAAUGACGGCUCAAGGUGGCGAAACUAUCAUGAUAUUUGGCGCUACCCCAGAGCUGAUAGUAUGGACGGAACCACCCACAGCGGCGCCGACUUUCCCGCCCGACCCGGAAUUAGGCUUUGGGCGCUCCGGAGGCUCAGUCCUGUUUUUUUCUAUGGUCGGUCUCUUGGCCUUAAUUGCACUGGGUGUUUACUUUGCAUGGAACGACAAAGAUAAGAUAAAAGCAAAAUGGAGAGAAUGGAAGAAGAAGCGAAAGGAGAAUAAGAAAGACGAAAAUCAAGCUGGAAGUCAAGGGGAGCUUGAUGGAGAGGAGGAACUUCAAGUGGACGAGGAUGGCAACAUCAUUUAUCCGGAAGGAUAUGAAGGAUACGAAGGCUACGAAGAGGAAGAGGAAUUCGAUGACGAAUUUGACAAUGAGGGACUCGAAGAAACGGGAAAGAAAAAGGGAAAGAAGGGCACCAAGAAGCUGCUCGGUACUCUGAAAGGAGUCAAAAACAUUGGUAAACACAUUGGGCUCACAGACAAUGAAGUCGAGGACGAUGAUAUCGAAAUCAUGCAAGAUGAGAACGUGCUGGACUUUGACGAUUAUAUCUUUGAUACCCCUGCGGAACUCAUGACCGAGCAAAAUGGUCCCGGAAACAAGUUCGGAGAAGAAGGUGCCGGGAAGGACGCUAUUCGGGGAAGCACCAAAGCUCGCCCUGCACUGGGGACCAGUUUUGUCACUGGCUCUAAUGGAGAGGGUUCUGUGGCAUCAAGUACCUCAUCGAUGGAGGGCUUUGACGAGUUCGAUGAUGACUUUGAUGAUGAAUACGACUCAGACGAGGAUUCAGAAGACGAGGAGGACGAGGAGGACUCGUUCGGGCUUGAUUUCUCGGACUCCGAAGGAGCAGACGACGAGGACACGAUUUCCUCUAAAGGAGAGGACUUUGGAAACGAGGAAAAGAACGACGAUGACUCCUUGUCUUCGUCAGAUGAGCAUGCGAAUGGAGAAGCUUUGAUGGGUGGUGGCAACGUGGAAGGCAUGUUAGCCGCGGCCCGAGCAAAUCAGGGCGAAGGUGGCGAUGGGGAAGAGGAAAAGGACGGAGAUGAUGAUGACGACGACGACGAUGGCUCGGGUUCGGAUGGUUCGAGCUAUGGCUCAGACUCGACAACGUCUUCGUUAGAAGAGCUCCGAAAAGAAGUCAAGGAAUUAGUGACUAAGGUAGUGCCAGAGGAGCUCGACAACCUGUCUACGAUGAUGGAUCAGUUCGAAGGGCGCGAGGCCGAGUUGAUCAACACCCUACAAAACAUGGAAGAACGAAACAGCACCCAACGUGCCCGUGCCGCUGUACACAAGACCAAGGUGAAAGCGAAUCCAAACCAGGUUGGUGGAUAUUCCAUUGCUUCAGAGGGCUCAGCAGUUAUUGCGGCUGCCAGCACACUUGGGCCUGAGCCACAGCGCCGACAGCCCCGUGUUCAACAAUACGAUGAUUACGAUGACUACGGAGACGAAGGGUCCUACUACAGCGACGAGUACUCGGACGAUUACUCCGGCGAGUACUCGGACGAAUAUGGAGAUGAGUAUGGAGACGAAGAAGAGUAUUUCGAUGAUGAGUAUGGAGACGAGGAAGGUACAUACUACGAUGACGAGUAUGGAGACGAGGAAGGCACAUACUACGAUGACGAGUAUGGAGACGAGGAAGGCACAUACUACUCUGGGGAGGAAGGCGAAGGCAGCUAUGAUGACGACGAGGAAGGAACCUACUACUCAGGAGAGGAGGGUGAAGAAGGAGAAGAAGGGUCCUACUACUCUGGGGAGGAAGAAGGCAGCCAUUUUGACGACGAGGAAGGCACAUACUACUCUGGGGAGGAAGGAGAGGAAGGAGAAGAAGGGUCCUACUACUCUGGAGAGGAAGAGGAAGAAGGCAGCUAUUAUGAUGACGAGGAAGGUUAUGAUGACGAGGAAGGCUCAUACUACUCCGGGGAGGAAGGAGAAGAAGAAGGCUCCUAUUACUCUGAUGAGGGCUCGUACAGCGACGAGGACGAUGGCGGCGGACCGUGAAUCUCCUAGUUGGCCGAAGGGCAUCGACUGGCAAGGUGUUGUGAUGUCGUCGUCAUCAUCAAAGUGUUGGGAUCAUCAUAUGUUGUUGGGGAUGGCGUCGACGCGCAAUCGCAGGGAUUGCGCUCUGUGCUCAAGCUUGGGCUCGUGGAUCACGAUUCUCAGUUUGAGUUGAACUAGAGGUUGAUCCAAAUCAUCUAUCGAGCAACAAUAAAUUGUUCGCGGCAGGAUCCAAAUGGCAAAGCCACCGGGUGGGCUUGCUUGGGCUCAGCAAUCUCCCCGCUCGUCUUAGUCUGGGUUGUUCCCAUUCAAUGGCCACGCAUCCGCAGGAUCGCCACUAUCUGUUUGCGAGGGUGGGUUUCCAGAGACCCACUUUUCGGCACAUGAAGGAGGGCACAAAAGCCAUCCCCAACGCUGCUUGAGUCCGAGGAGCAAUUGCCACCUUUGGAUACGGUGCUCCUCAGCAAUGCUAAUCGUUGCAACGAAACAAAUAGAACAAUCAGUUUAUUUAGCAGCAAGUUACAGACGUUUUCAACCUAAUCGCCAGCGCAGCGCAAUUGAAUGUUGUGGUAGAAUGGAUGUCGUGCUAGAGGGACGGGAGUAGCGGUGCCGGUGCAUGCUUCGGUACCGUUUCGCCCCUUGGAUACAUUCACGCAUGCUUGGGCUCCUUGGGGUAGUUGCAGAUGCUAAACUACUAGCUAAUCAGAAGGAAGCUUUUUGUGUAUGUAUGUAUUUACG